GUCGAUUUUCAGCAAUCACACAAAUCGAUGGAUGGGUCGCAGCAUCGACUUCGAGUGGCGCUGAAGCCUCAUUUCCAUCGCUUGCUCCAGCAAGCUGACCUCAUUCGUCACACGUACGUACUUCGAUGGCAGCAGCUAUCCGGAGCUAUAAGGUCGACCAUGGGAGACUUCCGACGGUAGGUCAGACUACUCGUCAACCAAGGAGAUGACAACGGCCAACCCGUUCUCAACCUUCAAGGAAUACUGCGCUAGCGUCGAGAUUUUGCUUCAGCAUGGGACUUCUCGCCAGCACUUUCAGUAUUUGUUUGUCGUGUAUGCUGUGACCAACCCCGACGGCAUCACGCGGUCCGAGUUGUUGGCGCUCAUACAAGAUCACGUCGACAUGAACAACGAAGACGCUCGUUUCUUUGAAAAGACGUACACAUGGCUCAAGAAGCACUUUGCAUCCACCACCGCGGGCCAAUCCUACGAUGCUAUCGCCACGUUGCUGGCAUCACAUCCCCAGAAAUUGCUGGACCACGUGCACAUUAACGUCGACCGAUUUCUGGGAAAAGUUGAAGCCAACAAUACUGUGCACUGCCUCCUCCCCGACGACUUUGUCACACUCAUCCAACAGGAUUAAACUACAUAUAACUGUAUCCCAAGUACUACAAAGUACAGUCGACCCAUGCAUAAGAUAGAUACACACAUCUUCAACCG
Aphanomyces astaci is the source of this 699-nucleotide messenger RNA. RefSeq lists its product as hypothetical. Bases 206 to 622 code for a protein of 138 amino acids. The transcript is spliced from 2 exons. NCBI's taxonomy places the organism in Eukaryota, Oomycota, Saprolegniomycetes, Saprolegniales, Verrucalvaceae. The record is from RefSeq and is a predicted model, not a curated record.